Messenger RNA from Epithele typhae, 1623 nucleotides. RefSeq lists its product as uncharacterized. Bases 1 to 1623 code for a protein of 540 amino acids. Gene Ontology annotation, molecular function: O-methyltransferase activity; RNA methyltransferase activity. Gene Ontology annotation, biological process: piRNA processing; siRNA processing; RNA methylation. NCBI's taxonomy places the organism in Eukaryota, Fungi, Basidiomycota, Agaricomycetes, Polyporales, Epitheliaceae. The record is from RefSeq and is a predicted model, not a curated record. The transcript has 4 exons. Gene Ontology annotation, cellular component: nucleus; cytoplasm.
AUGUGCACCGACACCGACGUCCUCGAACCGGAAGAGUGCUCGGUCACAUUCCACCCCCCGCUGCACCUCCAGCGGCAGGGCUGGGUCCUAGACAUCAUGCGGCGCGAGGGCAUCCGCGAGGCGAGUCUAUCCAUGCGCGCUCAGGGCACCACAGCUGCAGUGAUCGACGUCGGAUGCGGCGAAGGCGAGCUCCUCUCGUGCUUGCGAAACCCCGCGCCGUGGCUCGCGCCAGCGGACGCACGCGCAGACCCUGGAGAAAGGGCAGUGGGAGAGGCAGGCGCGCUGGCUGCCGCAGCACUCGCCGACGUCCAUCGCGACAUCCUCCACCCCGUGCGGAUCGCGGGGCUCGACGUCGGCCGCGCGGAGGUCGAGUCCGUCGCGGAGAUCGCGGCCCCGCCGCCGCCCGAGGACGAAGGCGCAUCGUUGCGGGCGUACGGCGCGCCCGUCCGCUGGGAGCCGCUCUCAUUCGAGGUCUGGCAAGGGAGCCUGGCGGACGUGAACCCGGCGUUCGUAGGCGUGGAGUGCAUCGUCGCCACCGAGGUCAUCGAACACCUCCCCGACCCAAUCCUCGCCCGCUUCGCGCCCGUCCUCUUCGGAGCCUACCACCCCCGCCUCGUCCUCCUCACCACGCCCUCCUACACCUUCAACGCGCGCUUCCUUCCACCCGACGCCCCCAUCUCCGCCCGCCGCGGCUGGCCAGACCCCACCGGCCGCACUGCGCGCGUCUUCCGCCAUCCGGACCACAAGUUCGAGUGGACGCGCGAGGAGUGGGCGGCGUGGUGCGCCGCAGCCGCUGAGGAGUGGGGGUACACGCUCGAGCCCGGAGGCGUUGGCCGCGCGCACGAAAAGGACGAGUGGGGCCGGGACGACAUUCUUGGCUGGGCGAGCCAGACGGCAGCCUUUGUGCGGCGGGAGGGUGCGCGGUGGGCGCAGCUGCGGGCGGAACGGUGGCGGGCGGUGGCGGGGGAGGGCGAACUGGGACCAACAGAGGUCACGACCGCGCACCGGCUGGUCGCCUCCCACGAGCACCCCGCGCACCCCGCGGCCGGCGCCCCUCUGGUCGUGGACGCCAUUGGAGAGCUCGUCGUCGCGAGAAUGGCGGACCUUCGGGAGACGGAGACGCCGCUGCUGAGCAUGUGGUUCGUGCGCGAGGUCGAGCUGGCGUGCGGCGGCCGCUUCGAGCGGCUGCUCGGCGCCGUGCGUGCCCAGGGCGGGCUCGCGCUGGCGAAGCUGGAGAAGGACCGGGCGACGAUGGGGACCAACGACGAGUGGGUCGUCCGCCUCGACCCCGCCUUGCACCAUCUUCUGCGCCCAAGGGAGGAGCCUGACAGGGAUCCGUGGGCGUCGCCGACAGACUUGGACUGUGUCACCGACUCCUGGGAGCCUUCGGACCCUUCCGACGAGGAGGACGGGGGCUGGGACGAACAAGCUGAGGACGUCGUGGUGCGGGAAACGGGCGACGUCGAGGAGCCGAGCUGGGGAGACUCGGCCGAUACUUGGGGCUCCUCGACGAGUGGUUGGAGUGAUUCGGUGUGCUGGGGAGGACCCGCGGGGGACGCAUGGGGCAGGCCAGACAUAGAGGACGAGAGCACUCUGGAUUUUCCCGCCGCGGUGGUAGCGUGA